CUUAUUAAAUAGAUACACAUGAUUUCAAUAAUGCAGAUUUGGACUGAAAAUGAACCAGUGUGGACACAGAAACUACUAUUUGAACAACUUGAAAGCCAAUUUUUCUCUAAACUUUACGGAUGUUACCAAUCUUCUCACCCAACACAGCUUUGAAUCCGUUUUGACCACAACGGCUCAACGCGCUGUAAUAUUUGAUUGGUAAACUGAUAACUACUUGCCAUAAUGACUAAGAAGAAGCCUAAGAAUUCCCACAUGCAAGGCAGUGGAGGUGGCGGUAAAAAGAAACCAUCGCAAAAUAAACAUCCUGCUCCAUCCAAAAAGCAUCAAGAUUCCUCGGGCACGUCGAUUUCAAAAUCAUCAACGAUGGAAAAUCUUUCCGCUGAAAAUCCUUCCACGUCCAAUACAGACUUGACACAAAAAAUUACAUCAAGCACUAGCUUGCAAAAUAUUCCGUGCGCUAAUGAAGCAGCGGAUCAAAGUUGUCGAUCAACAGACUCUUCCGAACACUCUAAUGAAAGUUCCAAGCAAUCUUCCGACGUAGUUUCGAAGCCGAGAGUUCACUUUGACGAAACAAAGCUCAUCCUGAAUCUCGAUGACGCAGAGCUAAAGGAGCACUGUGAAAUAGUCGAUAAAGAUACAUUUGAUUCUGCUAGUUUGCAGGCUCACCACGAAACUCUUACUUCGGUGUGGAGAGAACAUUUGAAGUUUAGCAUCGAAGAAUCCAAAUACAUGCUGGCCCAGUUGAGCCGCGCAACUCAAAAGCAGCCAGUCUUAAAUGAACAUAAAGCUACGGAGCCAAUUACUUCAAACAUGGUUCGGAAAUCCGAAUCAUCGGUUGCGAAUAAAGUAACCGCUGUUGCAGAUAGUUCUGCUUUUUGUCAGGCGGAAGAAAGGUGCUGGCGACAUAAUUGUGGUUUCAGCCACAUCAAAUAUGUUUUGGCCGAACAGGCUUUUUAUGCUCAUUUGGCAGAAAGUGCAAAAAACGUAAGGAAAAACACGAAAUUUUGCUCCUUACAAAAAAUAGGCAAGACAGAGCAAAAUCAAAAAGAAGCGAAAAGCAAAGUCAGUUUCUCAGAAGAAUCGACUGACGUUUCUUUGUUCAGCGAAGAUUCUUCCGUUUGGUCCAAACGACCGUUCUUCGAGAGCUCUGAAAGUUUGUUCUGGGCUAAAUCAAGCGUCAGAAAGGAGUCUAAUUGGGUUGAGAAACCUGCCAACAAAAUAUUUAAUGAGCAACUUCUGAGCACAAGAGUUCCAGUUGAUAUGCUACCUGCAUAUUAUAAAGCAGAAGAAGCAUACUUCUGCCAUCGUUACAGCACAAAUUCUUUAAAAGUUGCAAAUGCAGAAUGCGAGUUCUAUAAGCAUGUAGUGCAAUCUGAAAGUGUAUCUACGAAAGCAUCGACUUCUAAACCUGACCAAGCCUUAAAUAACGCAAAAUCACAGCCUAUUGCUAAAAGCAAGGAAGAGGCCUUUAUGGAUCCGGAAGUUCUCCUUAAUUUAAAAUCGUCAAAUGAUAUAUGGAUUCCUUAUGGAGACUCAGUUUGGCUGAAAAAGCCAGCGUUUCAUAACGCCGAAACUCGGUUUUGGCACAAUUCGAAUAUAGAGAAAAACAACACCGAAUCCAAAAAUCCGUCUUCGAAACGUUCGGAUUCCAAACAGAACUCUAGUAAGAGCGAAAGUCAACGUUCAGCAGUAUCUUCAAACGUAGCUGCAAGUAGUCUGGGAAGUAGUAAAGCGACUCCAGGAAAGUCAAAGCAGGUUAAAGAUAUCUUGGACAACUGCCUUGAUUCGGAUGUUCUCAGAGCUUCUAGCCUCAUCCGCGAGGAGUUGAUGCGAGCCAGGGCCAUAAUUCAGGAGGCACUGUCGGAGGAAGGAUUGACGAAUCUGAAAGAAGCUGUGACUCGUGUAGACCACAUUGAAGCUGACCAGACCGACCUCAAAGACGUAACAAAAAGAAUUCAGAAUCAAUUACAGAGUUUAGAGGACCGUGUGAAGGGGCUCGAAGCUGUCGUCAAGAUGAAAAACGGAGAACGACCUACAACCAGUAGCGAAGUACGUCAGUGCUUCAUAGAUUACUUUGUCGCUAAACACGCACAUAGGUUUUGUCCCUCCUCAAGCACAAUUCCCCAUGAGGAUCCGACACUCCUGUUUGCAAAUGCGGGAAUGAAUCAGUUCAAACCCCUCUUUCUGGGAACUGCAGAUCCCAACAGUGAUCUGGGAAAACUAAAAAGGGCGUGUAACACUCAGAAGUGUAUCAGGGCAGGUGGAAAGCAUAAUGAUUUGGACGAUGUGGGGAAAGACACGUACCAUCAUACUUUCUUCGAAAUGUUGGGAAACUGGUCUUUUGGAGACUACUUCAAGAAAGAGGCCUGCUUCUGGGCUCUUGAUCUACUCACGAACUACUACAAAAUAAACAAAAGCAGACUUUACUUCACCUACUUUGGUGGCAACAAGGAACUGGGAUUGGAACCAGACGAGGAGUGUCGCCAGAUCUGGCUGGAUCUUGGAAUUCCAGCAUCAUGUGUUUUGCCUUUUGACAUGAAGGAUAAUUUCUGGGAAAUGGGAGACACUGGCCCCUGUGGACCCUGCAGUGAGAUCCACUAUGAUCGGGUGGGAGGAAGAGACGCCGCUAGUCUUGUGAAUAUGGACGACCCUGAAGUUGUGGAAAUUUGGAACCUGGUCUUUAUUCAGUUCAACAGAGAAGUUGGCGGAGAUCUGAAGCCUCUACCGAAGAAACACGUCGAUACCGGAAUGGGAUUUGAGCGUGUGGUGUCUGUAAUUCAAGAUAAGAUGUCUAAUUAUGACACAGAUGUGUUCACGCCAAUCUUCAAUGCCAUACAAGAGAAAGCUAAUGUUCGGGCGUACACCGGAAAGCUGGGCCUGGACGACACGGAUUCUAUAGACAUGGCAUACAGAGUACUUGCCGACCAUGCCAGAACCCUAACAGUCGCUAUUUCAGACGGAGGCAGACCAGAUAACACGGGUAGAGGCUAUGUUUUAAGACGCAUCCUAAGACGAGCAGUCCGAUUUUCAACUGAAGUUUUGAAAGCGAAGCCUGGAUUCUUCGCCGAUCUCGUGGACACAAUUGUGGAGUGUAUUGGUCCUGUUUUCCCAGAAGUGAGGAGUUCUGUAGAUACUGUGAAGAAGAUCAUAAACGAGGAGGAACAGCAGUUUUUGAAGACACUUGUCCAUGGGCAGAAGGUGUUUCAGAAGACAAUCAGUCAGCUGGACUCUAAUAUUCUUCCAGGUCACCUGGUGUGGAGAUUGUAUGAGACGUAUGGGUUUCCUGUUGAUCUCACCACUUUGAUGGCAGAAGAGAAAGGUCUGCAGAUUGACCAAGAGGGAUUCGAGAAAGCGAAAGAACAUUCCAUCAUAGUCAGCCGAGGCGAAGGAAAAGUGGUGGGAGAAACUAUUACAUUAGACGUGCAUGCAAUCAGCGAGUUGGAAUCGAAGAGUGUCGCAAAAACAGACGAUUCUCACAAAUACCAAUAUUCAUCAAAUUUGGAAGGCAUCUACGAUUUUUCCUCGUGUGACGGAACAGUUCUGGGUAUAAUCAAAAACAAAGAGUUCUGCACGUCAGUAUCAACAGGAGAUGAAUGUGGCAUUUUGCUGGACAAGACUAAUUUCUAUGCGGAGUCAGGUGGCCAGAUAUACGACCAGGGAAUCAUCCAUGUUGAGGGAUCGGGUGCCAGUUUCCACGUCACUAAUGUGCAAGUGCACGGAGGCUAUGUUCUGCAUGUGGGGCAGGUGGAAUCUGGAACAUUUGCAGUGGGAGACAAAGUGGGAACUUUAAUCGAUGAGGAGCGAAGGCGGCCAACUAUGAACAAUCACACCACCACUCACUUGGUCAACUUCGCCCUGAGGAAUGUGUUGAGUGAAGAUGCGGACCAGAGGGGCUCCCUAGUGGCUCCAGAGUACCUCCGAUUCGACUUCACUGCCAAGGGAGCCAUGACUGACGAGCAGGUGGCCAAAGUGGAGGAGAUCGUGAACAAACUGAUCGCCAAUAAACUGCCUGUAUUCGCCCAAGUUGUGCCUCUGUCUAAGGGCAAAGCUAUUCAGGGCCUGCGUGCAAUCUUUGGAGAAACAUAUCCGGAUCCUGUCAGAGUUCUGUCUGUGGGAGCUAAUGUGGAUGAUCUCGUCAGCUCUAACGGAGAAGUGGAUGCUUUCCAGAACUCAGUCGAAUUCUGCGGAGGAACGCAUGUACAAAACAUUGGUCACAUCGAGCAAUUUGCUCUGAUAUCAGAAGAGGCUAUUUCGAAAGGUAUCCGAAGAAUUGUUGGUGUCACAGGGAAUCGAGCUAAGGAGGCUAUGAUUACUGGUGAGACUCUGUUAGCGAGAUUGAAAGAUGUCAACAGCCGGAUGCCCGAAGGAGAGUGCGCUGACCUAUUGAGGAUUAAACAACUGGACUCAGAAUUUGUUUCACUUAAGCAGGAUAUCGAUACAUUGACUAUAUCGCAAAGUGUGAAAAGAAAAAUAGCGAAAGAUGUUGUUAACGGAAGGAAAAAACUGGCAGAACUAGAGAGGAAAAGCACUCAACAAGCACAAGCUAACCUAACCGAAACAGUGAAGGAGCUACUGGCUAGUUCCAACAAAAGUUUCCUGAUACACAAAACUCCCGAAUCCACAGAUGAUAAGACAAUGAACAAAGUUGCACAAACCAGUGAUAAGCCGAUCGUCAUGCUCUCCAAUCAACCCGAGAAGAAAAUCAUCAAAUGCUUGAUUAGUGUGCCGAAGGCCUUCCAUGUUAAAAUCACUGCCGACACCUGGAUGGAUUCGCUUUCGAAGGGCGGAAUUUCGUGCAAGGGAGGUGGGAAAGGAGCUAAUGCUCAGGCCCAAAUAGCAGUCAAACCCGAAGAAGUUGAGUCAACUAUGGCGCAAAUUGAGUCCAUACUCGACAGUUGCGCUUCUUCUUUGCUGUGAAACGACUUGAUUUUUUUUAAAUGGGCGAAUUAAUCGUCCAAUUUGUAUCUACUAAUUGAAAUAAUAAUGAUGGAAUAAUGAUGCCAAGUUUUUGACUAACAUGAAUAAGCACAUCAGCUGUUUUGUCUACAUAAUAAUUAUGCUUACAUUAGCUUGAAAAAGGGGUAACAGCCAGUUACUCCAAUGGACUGAAAUUCCAAUGUUUGCAAAAAUGUCAAUGUGUUGUAAGGUAGCGGUUGCAUAAUUUGGAAAUGUAAAUAUCCUAUUUAUAAUUUCGAUUUUUUUUGCUGAAUGUCACUUGAGUUUUGAUAAAUUUGUAAUCUAACUGCUAGUGCUGAGCAUGACUCGGUUGGAAUGGAAAUGACCCUUGUUUGGUGCUUGCUUAACCUUACCUAAUCCUCUUUAUUUUGAUGAAUAUGGGUGCAUCUUUUUCCAUAAUGUACUAACUUACUUCUGACCUUAUUAAUGGACUUUUUACCUUCUAUUGAACCUUUUUCAUUUUGACGCGGUAUCUGUCUAGAUUAGCUUCCUUGUUGCGUACGCGUACUAGAUUGAUGUUGAAUGAUGCCUCUUCGGAAGGCACUUUGUAACGCUCCCUGUAGAGAAAUAUUAAACCGUAUAUGUCUACGAAACGAAAUGAGAGUACCACAAUGAAAAUUCUGUUUUAUCCCUGAACAUUCUGUUUUAUCCCUGAAAACAUGUCAAAUUUGAUAAGGAAGCUAAUCCGUAUAGGAACUAGAGACUCAAAAAUGAUCAAUUUUGUGCUACGCUGUGCAUCACAAAAGAAAACUUGAAUACCGUUCAAUUGAAUGCGGUAAGUUCCGCAUCAGGAAACACGCCAAUUCUUUGUGUUGUCUGCCUGUUGAAUUGUCGAUAAUAAUCAUUCUUUAUGCCUUUGCAUUUUGAAGCAAAGGUAAAAUAAAGUGUAAAUUACGUGUUCGGGACAUGACAUUUGAUGGGCGAUGCAAUUUACCAUUACUAACUUU
Symsagittifera roscoffensis is the source of this 5903-nucleotide messenger RNA. RefSeq names its product alanine--tRNA ligase, cytoplasmic-like. Gene Ontology annotation, molecular function: alanine-tRNA ligase activity; aminoacyl-tRNA deacylase activity; ATP binding. Lineage: Eukaryota; Metazoa; Xenacoelomorpha; Acoela; Convolutidae. The transcript has 23 exons. Gene Ontology annotation, biological process: alanyl-tRNA aminoacylation. Gene Ontology annotation, cellular component: mitochondrion; cytoplasm. The coding region runs from base 223 to 4917 and encodes 1564 amino acids. The record is from RefSeq and is a predicted model, not a curated record.